AUUCAACUUUUAAAAAUGUUUGCAUGUGCAGAAACUGUUUCUGGUAUCAAAUUUAAUUCUUUCGUUGAACAACACGACCUGUCUAAAGUACUUCCUAUAUAGACCAAUCAGAUUUACAAAUCAGAGUUUGAACAUGCCGUAGACAUGCGCAUUAAGUAUUGAUUUUACGACCAAGCCUUCACUCCCUGUUUUGAACUCGCUGGUUAAAGGUUGGACAAAUUUUUACUUGUGAAAAUGGGCGUAGGUAAAAUACUGCUGAUCGUUGGUAGCAUUGGUGCAUUCAUCUUUCUUGCAGCAUGCACAGGCGGAAAUUACUGGAUUGUGAGUAAACUUAAUAGUGAUUUCGGACAAGGAUUAUGGAAAAUAUGUGCCAUCACUUGUGUUUCGUUUGAUGAUUUUAUUGACACAUAUGGUGGAAAACUUCAAGAUUGGUUUAAAGCUGUUCGCGCGUUCGCCAUUUUAUCAUGUUUAGCUGCUAUUGGCGGUGUAUUAAUGUCGAUCUUAGGAUUAGUUACGGAUAAAGUUAAAGGAUUGUUCGCCUCUCUUUUCUUAUUCGCUGCUGCAGGCUGCAUGGCACUUGCUUUGAUAAUUUAUAGCAGUAAACAAAAUAUGAAUACAAAUGUUAAAUACGGAUGGAGCUACAUCUUGGGAUGGAUUGGUGCUCUUGGAGCAUUAGCAUCCGGUAUUAUUGGAUUCAUGGCAGAAAAAUUUUAAGGCCACCGUGUUUAUGGACAAUGGGUAUUUGGAGGAAUUGAAGAACAAUCACGGCGAAAUUUCAUGGUAGCUGUAGAGAAACGUGACAGGCAAACAUUGUUGCCAAUAAUUGAAGAGUACAUUUCACCAGGGUCGAUUAUAAUAUCUGAUUGCUGAUGUUCUAAGCGAAAUAGAUUACCAACAUCUUAAAGUUAAUCAUUCAAUACAGUUCUAUAAUUCUGAAGCUGACAAUACUAAUAAAAUAGAAGGACUCUGGAGGCAAGCAAAAGCACAAUUACCAUCAUUUAGUACGAAUAAAUGUCUUUUUGAUUCACAUUUAGGUGAAUUUAUGUGGCGUUAUGCAAAUAAGGAAAGUGAUCUUAGUAUCCUUUAAGCUUGGUUCUCACCUGGCACUGAAGAGCACAAAAGAGCACUAACGAGCGAUAUCUCGUGUUUUUUUGAUAAGUGAGAAUCAGUUUCAACGCUCCUUAGUGCUCAUUGUUGCUUAUUAGUGCUGUUUCUCGAGCACUAACGAGCACUAAGUAAUUCUAGUGCUCGUUUCAUUGUUUUGUGCUGGGAUCAAAGGUGCCGACAUUCGUGCAGAAGUAUUUUGUACAGAACAUGAUUUCCAAAUGACGAAAUAAAGUACGUUUCAUGCUCAAAAGAGUUCUUAUAUUAAGCAAUUUGGGAACUUUUUCGUUCUCAUGUUUCUUUCUUUUAUAAUUAUUUCGUAGUUGGUCGUUGGUCUUUGGUCAUGCAAUUAUAUUUUUUUUAUAAUCAUUUCGUAGUUGGUCGUUGGUAGUUGGUUGAAACGAUUCUAACGUUUAUUUAGUAGGUGGUAUUGUAAAGUUGCUCCGAAAUCCACAGUAAAAGACCUUUCUUCACCAAUUCCUAGCAUCAUUUUUCCUGCCACGCAAAAGCCAGAUCUAAGAAGCUUACUGCUAAAAAGUAAGCAAAUGACGUCACGCUGGAAUUCAUCUAUAUUUUUUUUCACAUUACCUGUGCACUUUACAAGGAGGACCACAUGCAAUAUGACAAGUGGAAUGAAUUUUAUAGAAUAUGAAUUUUAUAGAAUUUUAUAGAAGUGCGUGUGUUAGUUACUUAUUAUUGUUUUGUUUCUGAUUUUGUAAUCUAAUGGUUGAUGACUGUAUGCACUGAAAUACUUACUUAUGUUACUUAUGUUAACUUUAGUUGUAGCUUCACGACUGUCGUGGACGACCGACGUCAGUCACUUCUUCCUCUUCUUCUACUUCAUCUGUGAAGAGAGGAGGAUGAGGAUUAGAAGGAACUACAGUGACUAUACUGUUUUCUAAGCCUUCAUUUGUCUCGGGGAUCGGAAGUUCUGACUGAUUUUUCUAAAUUUUGAUGUGUUUCAUAACCUUUUUGUGGCAGAUUGAUGGGUAAUGGCAAUAUACGACAUGCUGAAUGAAAUUAUUUUUGUUGAUUAAGAUGUGUUUCUCAAAAACCAAUCUUUUUUACAUUUUGGGUAAACUUUUGUUUACGAACCAUAUACAAUGUAAUCUUUUUUAAUUCAAGUUUAUUUUUUGCUUAUUAAUUUUUUGACAUUUAGGGUCAAAAUUGUUGGUGAAGGGUAGUAUGGAUCAUCAUACUAAAAAAUAAAAUUUUUGUGUUCUUAACUGGUUGAUUCUUACAUUUUGUGUAAAUUUUUGUGGGAGAGAAUGGUAUGCAACUGAAUUGACUGAAUUUUGUAGAUUUACAUUAAAUGUUUUCUUAACUAUGGCUUUUUCAUAUUUUUGUAUAAGCUUUUAAGGGAAAGACAAUAUUGAAAAUGUGUAAAGAACUUAUUUUUGUUGAUUUGUGCUAACUCUUGCAGGCCAACUUUUUUGAAAUUUUAGAAUAAAAUACUGAGGGUUUUCAACAUAAUCACUUAUAAAAUGUACAUAUUUGAGGUGCAUUAUUUCUGAUGUAUUAUCCGUGACUGUUUGUGUUCUUACUGUUGGUUUUGUGAGUAUUGGUGUUGUGAGUGUCGUUGUUGUGAGUGUCGUUGUUGUAACUUUUUAUCAACUAGAUUUUACACCUUGCAAGCUGUUCUUUUUUUGUGGAUGGGUUGCUGACAUCAUCAAAAUUUAAAUGACGCUUCUUUUUCGUUUUUAUCUGCACAUUUUUUUGUUUUUGCGGGUCUUUGCUGACGUCAGCCAAAUUAUAAAACCCUUAUAUCUCCUAAAACGUUCAUCAAAAGCGCAUGAUUCUAUACGUAAUUUUGGUCGGAGUUUCGAGCUCUAGACAAUGGAGGCACCAGAUAACCAAAUUUUCGAAAAAAGAUUUGUUGGGUAUUGACGGUCACUUGCAGAUGCCAUCAAAAUCCAAGAUGGUUUUCUUUUUCAUUGUUCCCCUGCCUAAGUGGAUUUUUAUAAUAAUACGCCAGUUCCGUGUCUCUGUAACAGGCAAAGUGGAUGUCUUCAUUUUCCUUUAAUGUUGCCGAAAAAUGCAGGUCUAAUAUGUUAAAUUUUCUGACGUUACGGCUCGACGUCAAUUACUUUAACGUCAUCUUAUAUUAAA
Messenger RNA from Hydractinia symbiolongicarpus, 3213 nucleotides. RefSeq names its product lens fiber membrane intrinsic protein-like. NCBI's taxonomy places the organism in Eukaryota, Metazoa, Cnidaria, Hydrozoa, Anthoathecata, Hydractiniidae. Gene Ontology annotation, cellular component: plasma membrane. The record is from RefSeq and is a predicted model, not a curated record. Bases 235 to 714 code for a protein of 159 amino acids. The transcript has 3 exons.